This is a messenger RNA of Electrophorus electricus (electric eel), 2972 nucleotides long. NCBI's taxonomy places the organism in Eukaryota, Metazoa, Chordata, Actinopteri, Gymnotiformes, Gymnotidae. The record is from RefSeq and is a predicted model, not a curated record.
GCUCCUCUGCUGCUCUCUGAGUGCUUUCGUUUGGACUCACUGACUCCAGCUGAAUGGAAAACUGACAGUUAACAAAAACAACAAAAACUACUACCAUCGGAAUUGAAUCUGCACAAGUUUCAUUUUCUGCUGCGAGGACAAAUAAGAGGAAACAAGGGGAGGCUCUUGCGUCUUUCUCGCUGGUUGUGUGUGAAGGCAGAUUUUCCCGUCUCUCACUCCCAUCCCCUGACGCGGUCAAUGAAGUGGAAUCGGGGUCUGUAGUGAGUCAUAGGGCUCUAAGCGUGUAGCUCUGAGAUGGGAACGGUGAGCGAACUUUGCUCUUCCAGCUUCCAGGCGUUCCUGUGUCCCACUGUGUGUACAUCUGCACCAGCAGUACCAGAUGACCUAACUCCAGAGGAGAAGCAGGAGCUGGAAAACAUAAGACGGCGUAAGCAGGAGCUGCUUGAGGAUAUACAGCAACUCAAGAAUGAGAUAGCAGAAGUGACGAAUGAGAUUGAAAACCUGGGUUCCACUGAAGAAAGGAAAAACAUGCAGAGGAAUAAGCAGGUUGCCAUGGGCCGAAAGAAAUUCAAUAUGGAUCCCAAAAAGGGGAUACAGUUCCUCAUUGAGAAUGACCUACUGAAAAACACGUGUGAAGAUAUUGCUCAAUUCCUUUACAAGGGUGAGGGCCUCAACAAGACGGCAAUUGGAGAUUAUCUUGGUGAAAGAGAUGAGCUCAAUAUAGAGGUCCUUCAUGCCUUCGUGGAACUUCAUGAAUUCACAGAUCUGAACUUGGUCCAGGCUCUCAGACAGUUCUUGUGGAGUUUCCGGUUACCAGGCGAAGCUCAGAAGAUAGAUCGCAUGAUGGAGGCUUUUGCCCAGCGUUACUGUCAGUGCAACCCUGGAGUCUUUCAGUCCACAGAUACUUGCUAUGUUCUUUCGUUUGCCAUCAUCAUGCUGAAUACGAGCCUGCACAACCCUAACGUGAAGGACAAGCCAACAGCGGAGCGCUUCAUCGCCAUGAACAGAGGCAUCAACGAUGGUGGGGACCUACCAGAGGAUUUACUUAGGAACUUGUACGAGAGUAUCAAGAAUGAACCCUUUAAGAUACCUGAGGAUGAUGGCAAUGACCUGACCCACACAUUCUUUAACCCAGACCGGGAGGGAUGGCUGCUGAAAUUAGGAGGAGGACGAGUAAAAACAUGGAAAAGAAGAUGGUUCAUCUUAACAGAUAAUUGUCUUUAUUACUUUGAAUACACCACAGAUAAAGAACCAAGAGGGAUCAUUCCCCUGGAAAAUCUCAGCAUUAGGGAAGUGGAGGAUUCAAAGAAACCAAACUGCUUUGAGCUCUUUAUCCCAGACAGUAAGGAUCAAGUGAUCAAGGCCUGUAAGACUGAAGCGGAUGGGAGGGUGGUGGAAGGUAAUCAUACAUUUUACAGAAUCUCAGCCCCAACCACUGAGGAAAAGGAGGAGUGGAUCAACAGUAUCAAAGCUGCCAUCAGCAGGGACCCCUUCUAUGAAAUGCUUGCAGCCAGAAAGAAGAAGGUGUCCUCUAUAAAGAGGCAGUAGGAGCACUCAUCUCUGAGACUUUGCUCCAUGUUUAACAAAGAACAUGUGUGGACCUGAAAAUAGGCCUAUGGUUUGGGAAGUGAACAAAUUAACCCCCAAAACCCAUGAGCCUGCACUGGACCUGUUUUGCUCAGGAAUUUCCUGGUGUUUUGAGGAGAAGGUUACCAACACUGGGAGUCUGUGUGAGCCAUAAGUCUGUUAGUUUCUUUUCAUGAAUGCUUCAUCAGGGUUGCUUCUAUGGUUCUGAAGUGAUCAUUACAUAAGUGGGCAUGUAAAGCCUAGAUCAGUAUGUGAUGUGAUGGAGCUGGAGAGACAAUGGAGUGGUCUUUAAACAAUAGAGGCCUUCAAACAGUGUUACAAAAUGGCAGAACGUUACACAAUAUAUGUUUUCUGUGUACUUGAUUAUUUUAGUCAGUCGUUCCAAGGCUGUUCUUCUUGCUUGGGACUUUGAAUACAUCCCAGAUUAUACCCUGAUCAGCAGGUCUGACAAUGUGGCAUAUGAAUCAAACAUUUCUAACCUAGAUACCAUCAAAACCUUUCCUCUGAGUUUAUUUUUUCUUUAAUACAUAUGUAGAUGAAGAAAAUGUACUUAUUUUUCCACAACUUCUAAUAAACCACUGCAGUUCUGUAUCUUAUAUAACCGCAUUUAAAUAAUUGACUUGCCUCCAGUAAUUUUUUGCUUUUCUAAUAUCUGCUGUGAUGCUGCUCUAAAGCUGCCUCCUCUUUUAAAAAAAAAAUUUAAAAGGGAGAUCACAUUUGUAUUUUUGCAUAUCUGCCUGAGUUUGUUUGCCUGACGUACAAAUCGUACCUUUUUAAAAUCAGUUUGUUUCUUGCUGUUCCCAACGUUUUAAUGAUGAAUUAGAAUAGUACUAUGAUGCUUACAGUACUCAUUUACAGUAGGCUUUGAAGGAACAAAGGCUGUUUCAUGCAUUUCACUUUAGCACUAUUUCUCUUGGCUGCUUUUUGCUUUAGCUUGUCAUAAUUCAGUAACUAGACCUUGUUCACUGUGGAAAUCCACUGUGGAAUGGUUGUUUUUAUCUGGGAUCUAUUCAUGGAUGAAACGUUAAAUUUCAAAAAGCAAACUGCUGAUUCAAAACAGUUAUUUUCCAAAAUGUGUAUCAGGCCAUCAUAUUUUUAAAAGAAAUGUUUGGUUUAAAUGUUUAUUCAUUGAUUUUUGUUGUUGCAGAGUACAAAUUCAGUGUGUAAGCCUCAGACUAACAUAUGCUUGUUCAGUUCAAGUGCACUGAUAAUUGAGAAACGUUACAUCCCAGAUAAUUUAUCAAUGCUGUAUAUACUUAAAAUAAUUUAUAUUUUUGUCAGAAUGUAUGUUUGUAUAAAAAUGAGUUUGAGAGGAACUUUCCCUUGUUAUUUGAUUGUCAAUGUUAUCUUGUGCUAAAAUAAAAUUGGUACACAGAUGGCACCAA